AUGAAAACUACGAAAAUUAUUAGAAACGUUUUAUUUCAGAAAUAUCUUUUUCCAUCUUUUUCAAAGAAAAUUCGAUUUUAUGGUACAAAAAAUACAGUUAUGGGGACAUAUUCUGGAAAACCAGAUUGCUCUGGUAUAUAUACUGUAACCUUAAUACCAGGCGAUGGGAUUGGACCCGAAAUCGCGUCUAGUGUUAAAGAUAUUUUUAAGGCAGCAAAGGUUCCUAUACAGUGGGAAGAAGUAGAUGUAACACCAAUUUUGGUUGAUGGUAAAACAAUGAUUCCUGAACGGGCAAUUAAAUCAAUCAAUAAGAAUACAGUGGCAUUGAAAGGUCCCCUUGCUACUCCAAUAGGAAAAGGCCAUGUAUCUCUCAAUCUCACACUUCGGCGUACUUUCUCACUUUUUGCGAAUGUAAGGCCUUGUCGUUCCAUUUCAGGAUGCAAAACUGCAUAUGAUGAUGUUGAUAUUGUGUUAAUUCGAGAAAAUACAGAAGGUGAAUAUUCGGGUAUUGAACACAUGGUGGUCGAUGGUGUUUUCCAGUCAAUUAAGCUUAUAACUAGAAGUGCAUGUGAGAAGGUCUUACGAUUUGCCUUUGAAUAUGCACGGAAUAUUGGAAGAAAAAAAGUAACUGCUGUUCAUAAAGCUUCGAUUAUGAAAAUCUCAGAUGGUCUUUUUGUUAAGACAGCACAUGAUAUUUCAAAAGAAUAUCCUGAUAUUGUUUUUGAGACAGAGCUCCUUGAUAAUUCUUGUUUAAAAAUUGUUUCAAAUCCUAAACCAUAUAAGGACAGAGUUAUGGUUAUGCCUAAUCUUUAUGGAGAUAUUCUAAGCGACAUGUGUUCUGGACUUGUCGGUGGUCUUGGCUUAACGCCAAGUGCAAAUAUUGGUAUCAAUGCAAGCAUUUUCGAAGCUGUCCAUGGAUCCGCUCCUGAUAUUGCUGGGCAGAACAAAGCGAAUCCUACUGCUCUUCUUUUUUCUUCUAUCAUGAUGCUACGUCAUAUGUCACUCUACAAACAUGCUGAAAAAAUAGAAAAGGCUAUAUUUGAUGUUCUUGCAAAUAAAAAGAUUUCUACACAAGAUCUUGGAGGACAGGCCUCCACACAAAAAUAUACUCAAGCUAUUAUUGAGUCCCUUUAA
Molecule: messenger RNA, 1134 nt
Organism: Pneumocystis jirovecii RU7
Lineage: Eukaryota; Fungi; Ascomycota; Pneumocystomycetes; Pneumocystales; Pneumocystaceae
Product: isocitrate dehydrogenase, NAD-dependent
Exons: 10
Coding region: 1-1134 (377 amino acids)
Biological process (GO): isocitrate metabolic process; tricarboxylic acid cycle
Cellular component (GO): mitochondrion
Molecular function (GO): NAD binding; magnesium ion binding; isocitrate dehydrogenase (NAD+) activity
Source: RefSeq, a predicted model, not a curated record